Molecule: messenger RNA, 1821 nt
Organism: Elephantulus edwardii (Cape elephant shrew)
Lineage: Eukaryota; Metazoa; Chordata; Mammalia; Macroscelidea; Macroscelididae
Product: alpha-1B-glycoprotein-like
Exons: 9
Coding region: 1-1821 (606 amino acids)
Cellular component (GO): plasma membrane
Source: RefSeq, a predicted model, not a curated record
AUGGCCUGCUCAGCUACCGUCACCUCCCGGGCAAAGGCGCCGCGGGGCCGUAUAGCGGGGUCGUACCGGCACGAUGGCCCCCGAAUGCGCAGUGACACAGUGGUCCCCUCCCUACCUCCCCGGUCUCGCAGAGCGCGCGCCUGCAGUCCCCUGCAUCUGGCGCCCCUUCAGUGUCCAGUCCUGGAGGAGAGCCCGAGAUCUCCUUCGGACCGGCGGGACAGCAUCAUCUCACAGUGGCCUUGGGUGCUGCCGCAUCUAGUGGCUGCGGACAGGGCAGCUUGGCGCCCCUUCGAGGGCCUUGUCAUGGGUCCAGCGGCUCAGGCAGCCACUUAUUUUGACCCCACACCAAUCCUUUGGGCAGAGGCCCAGUCGCUGCUGGAUCCCUGGACCAAUCUGACCCUGAUCUGCCGGGCCAAGAUGAGCAUCGGCUUGAGUUUCCAGUUGUUCAAAGACGGUGUGCUUUUAGAGUCCGUGAACUCAAUAGCCCCGGAGUACCACUUUUCUGUGGAAGCAGUGACCGCUGAAACCCAAGGCCUCUACCGGUGCCGGACAAACACAGGGCAAGUGUGGACAGAGCUGAGCAACCUGGUGGAGCUGUCUGGCCCAGGCUCACUGGCCGCCCCCUCGCUCUCUGCUGGCCAGGUGUCCUGGGUCACUCCAGACUGGAACACGACCCUCGUGUGCCGAGCAUGGCUGCAGGGUGUUACCUUCCUCCUGACACGGGAAGGUGAGGAUGGGUUCCUGGAGGAGGUGGAGGCACCAAAGGACACAAAGGCCACCUUUUCCAUCCAGCGUGGAGGCAACUACAGCUGCAGCUACCGCACACAUGCCGCCGGCCAGCCUUCCCCGCCCAGCGCCGCCGUGAGCAUUGAAGGGCUUGAGGUGCCGCCCCCACCUAGCCUGAGCGGAAAGGACACAGGUGUCCAGCGGCCGGGCACGAGCCUGAGCCUGCUCUGCACCGCACCACUGAGUGGAGUGCAUUUCCAGCUACGGCGUGGAGAGGAGGUACUGGUGGUCACCAUGCAUACCUCCAGCCCAGACCGUGUCUACUUCGACAUGACCUCACUGACCCCAGCAGACAGCGGCAUCUACACCUGCCGUUAUCAGCUUCCAAUGCAUGUGACCUGGUCCCUGGACAGUGCACCCUUAGAGCUGCUGAUAAGUGAUGAGACACUGGCCGCGCCCGAGCUGCUGGCCGAGCCCAGCGGUCACCUCCGACCUGGUGCUCAUGUGAGUCUGCGGUGCCAGGCGCCCCGGGCCAACGUGCGCUUCGUCCUUGAGCGCCAGGGCGCAUGUGGGCACCAGGGGUUGGACCGCCAGAGUCCCGAGGGCUCAGUGGCCCAGUUCGACCUCCACAACAUGUCGGUGCUGGAUUCCGGCAACUACAGCUGCAUCUACGUGGACCUGACGGCGCCUUUCCCAGGCUCGGCGAGCAGUGAGCCCGUGGAGCUGCAUGUGGACGGUCCCCUUCCCAAGCCCCAGCUGCGACCUCUGUGGCAGGGGCCAGUAAGCCCUGGCCACAAUGCUGUCUUCCGCUGUGAGAGCUCGUUGUCCAGUGUCAUCUAUCAGCUGCUGCAUGACGGCGAGCCGGUGAACAGGGCAGUGAAGAGGGCCACCAGAGAGGAAGAAAUGGUGCUGACCUACGUGGGGCCCCAGGAUGCUGGCAAAUACAGCUGCCGUUACUACAUAAAGGGACUCGACUUCUGGUCAGAGCCCAGUGACUCUCUGGAGCUGCAGGUGGCAGGGGUUGGAGGUGGUAAAGGAAUUGCUGGCAGGGGGAACAGCAUGUGCAAAGGUCCUGGGGCAGACAGUGCUUGGUGA